UGUUUCAUGCAUGCGUUUGAGGUGUGUUGCGGUUGGUGAGGUGAGUGGUUGCUGUUUCUGUAACUCAAGCUGUUCACUCGAUGACCCAUCAAUCCAGCUGCAGUUGGCUUAUGAGGAUCGGACAUCACAGCUCGCAGGCGCAGCAUGGCUUGCAUAUGUAGAGAUUCGGCCCCAUUCUGUACCCCGCAUCUCAUUUUGAUGGCGGUGUGCGUCUGGUUGUGAGGAUAGAAGCUCGGGUCACUUUUCUUUGUUCAAGGAACGAUGACUGAUCCUCUCUCCGUCAGCGCGGGCGUCGUUGGCCUCGUCGUUCCAGCCCUCCACGGCGCCCGACUCCUCCUAGACGACGUACGAAAGAUCAUCGAUGCCCCUGCCGUCAUAGAGCAUUUGAAAGCAGACCUGACCUCUCUAGACGCCACCGUGGAAUCUCUCCAAGCUAUCGAGGAAGAAGACUGGGCACUACUCGGCGACGCCGUAACCUCGCACGCAAAAUCCGUCAUUAACAACUGCGACAAGGCAUGUCGCACCUUUCACGCGGACCUUGCGCGCUGGACGCGGCGAUCACCGGGUGGCAAGCUGUCUUGGAGGGACCGGGCGAAGCUUGGGUUCUUCAAGGAGAGUCAGAUCAAGGCUAUUUCGCAGCAGUUGCAGAGUUGUAAGAUUACUUGCGGGAAUGUUGUUGAAGUGGCGACGUUAUACAGUUCAUUGCGGAAUAAUCGCCUCACGCAAGAGAUGAAAGAUGCCCUGGCGGCGAAAGAGACAGACCUCAUCGGCUUUUCCAAAGCUACCGAUACGCGUCUCGCGGACGUCGAAGCUUCUCUAGCACAGAUGCAGCUCGUCGAUGUCACUACACAGGAUGACGGCGCAGUGGACGAUCUCAUGAGUGCCGUUGCACAGCUUGAGGAGGAAUUGGUGGCUUUGAAGGCUUCCCGUGAGCUUGUCCCUGAACUACUGUCGCGUGUUAGUAAGGAGGAGAUUGCGAGGCUUGCUGCGGGUGAUCAGAGGUCUACGACGACGGUGACGUUUGGUAAUAGCAAUUCUGGUUUCCUGGUUGGGGUCAACUCGGGUUCGAUUGGUGAUGUUAGGGUGAGAAGUGAUGGCGGACGUGCUAGAGGCUCUAGGUAAGCAAGCAAUGUGUUAUACUAUCGCUGUAGGUCACAUCUACGUACUCAAAAGAGGCAUUCGAGCUGCAAGCACUUCGUCAGUCCUGGUCUUCGCGAGCAAUCGUCCGCAGCCUUAGGCGUGAGGGCAUUCAACCAUGCCCCCUACGUCCUAGCGCCAUCGAGGGUGCGGGGUUGCGCCGUGCUCGCCUUUGGGUGCCCUGCGCGCGCAGCUCAACACUGCUUUUCAACAAUGAUGCGACGUGUCGAGGGCGGCCAUGGCAGGUGCAAGCACAAGCGUCAGCUUCGGAGGCAGUAAUACAGG
Neohortaea acidophila is the source of this 1422-nucleotide messenger RNA. RefSeq lists its product as uncharacterized. NCBI's taxonomy places the organism in Eukaryota, Fungi, Ascomycota, Dothideomycetes, Mycosphaerellales, Teratosphaeriaceae. The record is from RefSeq and is a predicted model, not a curated record. The coding region runs from base 262 to 1122 and encodes 286 amino acids. The transcript has 2 exons.